UCGGCUGCAAGAUACAACAACAACAAGCACUCCAUUCGGGCAUCUCGAAUAUAAUGGAGCCACACUUUGCCAUCCAUUUCGCUUGUCGACAGAAAUUAGGGCUUUUGUCCGGCGCUAUUGAUGCCUUCACACGAUGAGGACCAAUGCCUCACAUCCCAUCCACAACGUUGCUCGUGCAUGUGGGAUUGUUACGAUACUGCCGGAAUUGCAACUUCUCUAAAGGCUACCUUACGCGAUAUUACUGUGGGCAGACGAGAUGAGCCAGACACUACUCGCCAGCGAACUUACUACGUUGAUUUCUGAGGCAAAACGGAAGCAUGGCGAACUCAAGAACGCAGCCGAAAAGUCGCUUCAAGACCUCAAGGCGCUCCCGUCGACCUCGGAGCAACAACUGGCUGGUGAUCUAAGCCGCCGGCCCACAUUCAUCGACCCUUUUCUGAUCGCAUGCGAGACUCGAAUUCCAAAGCUCGCGGUCAGUGGCCUAGCAUGCCUGCAAAGGCUCGUCGUGUCGAGAGCACUACCGAGAACGAGGCUUAAAGAAACGCUUGAUGCCUUCAAUGCCUGCUCGGAGCUCGGACUAGAUCUGCAGCUCAAGAUUCUGCAAGCCUUACCUUCGCUACUCCAGAAUUAUGCGAACGAGCUCCAAGACGACCUUCUGGCAAGCGCUUUGCAGCUAUGCGCUUCGCUGCAAAGUGCCAAGGCUCAGACGGUCAGCGGAGUCGCUGCGGCAACUUUGCAGCAGCUUGUGGCUGCCGUGUUUGAGAAAGUCGUAGAUGAAGACAGGAAGGCCACUGACAUUGCAGCAACGCAUGAAGUCUCAGGCGACAAUGGACCUCUGAUGCUCAGACCUGCCGCUUUUGACGCCUACCGCACGUUUCGUGACCUAGUUCUUGCGGCGGAAGGCCGACCAACGAAGUUCGUGCUGCUGAGCUCAUUAUCUCCCGAGACAAGCCUCGAAAUGAUCUGGUCGUCUCUCACGGCCAACACACGGCUCUUCGUGUCCCAUAGCGAGUUGAGCUCCAUCGUUCGUUCGAACGUCAUACCCACAGUGACCAAAUGUCUGUCCGAGAAGCUAAGCUUUUCGGUAACGGUAAGAUCGUUGCGCAUAAUGGACCUGCUGAUUGGCAGGCAUUUCAAUCGAUUCCCUGGUGAAUUCGAAGUGGCAAUAGGUCUGCUCACACAAAAUCUGGACACUGAUGCAACAGCGCCUUGGAAGCGCGCACUAGCUAUGGAAAUGAUACGGAACUUCUUUGGGAACACUGGACUCAUCAUCGAAGCAUACGCUGCCUACGAUGAUGCUGAAGACGGCAAAACCGUCGUCCAAGACUUGAUGUCUGCUUUUGUUCGGAUGUCAGCGGAAAAGCCAGCGGUCAUCGGCCUAGGCCAAGAGUCAAGCGUUCCCAUCAGACAGUCCUUGGAUAAAGUUCCGGUGGCAGCUGAGCAGCUACCGGAGCAAAUUGGGAGUGGAAUGGUGCGCAGUAUGAGCAUUGCGCUUGGGGUAGCAGAAAGCGGCGUUGCGGGUAUCAGUCCACAGUUAAGCCUACCUCGACUUGCCUGUCUGGACCAGCUUGACAAGGCGGAGCCGCCAACCCUUCCGGAGACUUACGUCUACGCAUUAGUCCUUGAAUGCCUUACAAGCCUUUCGGAGAGCCUGGCUCGUGUUGUGCUGCCCCUGACUGUUCGGCAAGAUAAGGAUGCACCAGCACAAGGCGGAUCGGGAAUGAGCGAAGAGGUCAACGGAAAUUUUCCCGAGAAGAGACCUGAUCGUGUUGUCAGAUCGCAAUCUUAUCAGAAGCGAACGGUCCCGAUCAACCCUUUAGAACUGGAAGACGGCAACGUGCCAACACGAGUUGGCACCGUAGCGAAUUUAGUGAGCACAUGCUGGCCUGCGGUACUCGCUACGUCGUCGACCUUCCUGAACGCUUCCCUUGAAGAGCAGUACUACCGUAACCUCAUUAAGUCGUAUCAGCGCUUCACCCAGGUUGCUGGACUGUUGAGGCUAAAGACUCCGCGAGACGCGCUCAUGACCACGCUUUGCAAAUGUGCUGUGCCAGCCCACAUCCUGAAGGCAGCCACGGCAGACAGCGCAAGGCCACCCAGCACACCCGUCUCAGAAAGUCCCCGUGCGGCCAGCUUUAUGAGCCUAGAAGGCUUGGUCAGCCAGGCUUCCAGCCUCUCAAUGGACCGCGACAGGCGUUCUUCCAUUGAGCCCCUCAUCCCUGUGUUGUCGACACGCAACCUUCUGUGCCUGCGGGCACUACUAAACUUAGCAAUUGCUCUGGGGCCAGCCUUGGACACGGCAAUCACUCUGGCCGUUGACGUUUUGCGGGAUGCUGAUGUGAUUUUGAGCUCCAAAGGAUCGCAACACUGGUUGCGCCAGAUGCAAACCCAAAAGGCCAAGGAUGCCUCCGGCGCUGUCCACGCGUUCAUGGCCGAGAUUACUGCGGUGGAAUCAGCCGCAUCCAGACUGCUUGAUAGUACAGUAGACUACCCGAAUGAUUCCUUCAGGACGGUGCUGCAAGCUUUUACCAGAUUGUUGAGUCGAGGACGUGAAGGCGCAGAGCCCCCUUCACGGACAGAAACCGUCUCGCCACCGGCGACGCCAACGUUGGCGAGGCGAUCAUUUUCUGGACUGCCAGGCAUCAACCCCAUGGUCAGGAUGCGGGAGCGAGACUACCAAUUCGUCAUUCCCAAGCUGGGAACCCUCGCCAAACUGAAUAUCGCUCGGUUCGUCGCUUUCAAGCCAGAAGAGAGUGGGUGGAAUAUCCUCGUGGAGGAGCUCAUUUACCUCGCAGCAUCGACGUCCCAGCCUCGAGAGCCUCGUCGUGCAGCCACAGACGUGCUUUGUAAGAUGGCUGCAGAGACUGUGGCUAGUACAAUGUCUGCAGAUGAGGAGCUGCGUGGGGUGAUUCAACAGCGGGCUAUGGCAGUUCUUCAACGGCUCGUAGAAGAUCUUCGAGCCCAAGAUCAGGAACCCACGAACGUUGGUUCGGAGGCACAGGGCCACGUCCUCGAAGCGCUGAGAUCGAUACUUGAACGCUGUGGAGAGACCAUGGUAGCUGGUUGGAGUGAAUCGAUCGCCAUGCUGAGCAGUGCGUUCAAGCGAACAGAAACGUCUCAUAGCGAAGGGACGGAUGCCACCAAAAGCUGGGCGCGCGUAUCGAGCGAGCUCGUGUCCCCCCAGAUCGGACGCGUCGCCUUUGCUUCGGCCCAGCUCGUUGGUGCUGACUUUCUUGGUGCGCUGCCUGAUUCGGUCCUCCCUUCACUGACGGAACUGCUCUAUCGCUUCGUCGCCCAAACAGAGGACUUGAACAUUGCACUUACGGCUGUAACGAUGACAAUGAGCGUCGCAGACUACUUGGUAAAUAACGAAGCUGCUGUAGGCUUGGAUGCUCUUGCGGAACAGCUUGGAGACUCUGGUCUCCCACCGGCAGAUCUUGGGACCGAUGCAACAAGCUCAAAGUCUUCACAGCUUCUACUGCUCCUUCUUCGGUUGCGCACAGUAGUUUCAGAAACGCAAAAGGAAGUUCGCAACGCUGCUUUCCAGACAAUAUGCAGUAUCUUGACGAACCAUGGCGACAAACUGUCCGCCACCGCAUGGGAUCUGCUAUUGCGAAGCGUUGUGCUGGAAGUUGCUGCAGAUGAUCGGCAACUGUAUAACGCUGAAGAGCAGCCCGAUGAGGGCUCGUACAAGUCCGCAGAUGCAAGCAUAUCACAGGCUAUCGUCUUCGGAGUGGCCAGCUUGUUAGCACAGCACAUCCGGCAGAUAGAGCAAACCAAAAGGCUACCAAUUCUAUGGGAAACUUUGUUGAUAAGGUUCGAGGCGUACGUUGACUGCCAUAGACCCGCACUCAGCGAAGCCGUAUACUCCGGCCUUUCGAGGAUUCUCUCGCAUCUGCCUAGUGGUUCGCCUACCUGGACAACCCCUGCCAACCGUGCCUUAGCCAUGUGGCUCCACGGACCGCCCCACGACUCCGUGGAUGUCAGUAAACAUGAAGACAAUGAAGGGGCCUUGACAGCCUACAUUGAGACUGGAGUUGGGCUGUACCGUCUUACGAACAGAGAUAUCGGUCCGGCGCAAUGUCGCGAGCUGAUCGACAACGUAUACAGCUGCAUCAGACGAGCGAACGGUCCGCGGUAUGGAGGAGACGUCAACAGCAUGAGCAACCUUCAGAUCAAAGCUAUGUCAUUGCUACGCGGCAUACGCACGGAUCAACCCAGCGUGCCGUCUUCACUAAUAUCUACAACUGCAAGGUUAUGCGUACUGCACCACGGGCAAACCGAAGGCGAGACUGCGGCCAAUGGACCCACAUUCAUUGCCGUAUCCAGCGAAGCUAUCCACUGGCUCCAGCAGCUUCUGCACGCCCACGUAGGAAACACUGAGCUUGUGGAGACUGGUGCGAUAUUGAUCUCCAUCCAGAGCUUGAGCAAGGUUAUCUCGGACAAGUAUCUCCAUCCGGCAAAACACAAGGAUGUCAGUCUCUGGCGUCGAGCUACGUCUGCACUGCUUGGAUUAUCAUUACCGCUGCUGAACCUUACCAGUGACGGAAGCGUCGCGUGGGAAACUAGGCUUGCCUUGUGGUCUAUGCUGGUGACGGUAGCAGCUGGUAUUGUGGGCGCAAGUGGUAUUGACUCCAUGAGCGACACCAACGAGGUCUAUGAAGAUGAAAAGUUCGAUAUCGAGAGCUUCCGAAAGCUCAGAGACGUGCUCGUUCCGAGGCUGAGUCAGACUAGCUUGCCUGACACGAUAAAGAUCGCUUACUGUCGAGCGCUUUUCGAUGCGUCCAUUGUGCACGCAACAGAGCGUGGCGAGCUCCCACCGCCUUCUGGCUCUCCACUUUAUAAUAUUGGAAAUAUCCGCAGAGGUAGGGCCAAGCGUGUCCCAUUCGCGCGUCGAGAAGAAAUGAGCUACGUGUGCUUCGCCGAGCUCAUCGCUCUCUCGAGUGUCGAGGGUAGUGUCGCAUUGUCACAUUCUGCAGCACCACUUCUCGUCCUUCGCUUGGCGAUACCCAUCCGCGCAUACAUCGCCGAUCAAUCGCUGCGCGGCAGAAGCCCUCAGCCAAUGUCUGAGCUUCAAGAGCUGCUCCAUAGCUUCGAUCAGAUCAAGAAGCUCCGACUCCAUCAUCGAGCCUUGGUCGCAGAUCCAGUGGCUGAUGGGCGGGCAGGAAGCGAUGCGCACCUUGUCUAUUUAUACCCGCUACUCGUCAAGGCAGUCGCAGUAGCAGCUAACAAGUGGUACGGCGCAGAUGAGGUGCUCAUACCGCUUCAGGGGGUACUGGAAGCUAUCACACCUGUGCGAUAGACAGAGUAGU
Baudoinia panamericana UAMH 10762 is the source of this 5312-nucleotide messenger RNA. RefSeq lists its product as uncharacterized. The transcript is spliced from 2 exons. Bases 257 to 5302 code for a protein of 1681 amino acids. Lineage: Eukaryota; Fungi; Ascomycota; Dothideomycetes; Mycosphaerellales; Teratosphaeriaceae. The record is from RefSeq and is a predicted model, not a curated record.